AUGGUCGGUCCACCCGUCAGCACCCGCGAUCGCCUUCGUCACCAGCACGUCCCGCUGAUCUCGCCUCCGGACGAUGACAUAGUCCAGCAGGUGUCACUGACGCGACCGAUGAUGCCUCCACGUGGCCUUUUCCCGCUCCGGCAGACAGAAGAACGUGUUCGUCAGGAUGAGGCGGUGUUCUGCGCAGGUGCGGAGGAGAAGCAGGCCGUUGUCGUUGGAGCCGCGGAGACCGUGAGGACCCAGCACUCUCCUCCAGGCAGUAUGAUCUGUGCCGACGCGGGCGUUGAAGUCACCAAGGACAAUCAACUUGUCCGCCUUCGACACAGUCGCCAAGAGGGCGUGCAGGUCCUCGUAGAAUUUGUCUCUGACGACGUCGGAACUGGUCAUCGGCGGAGCGUAGGCGCUGAUGAUGGUGGCGAACUUGCCUCCUCGCCGGAGGGGCAGGCGGUGGCUCAUCAGGCGAGCGUUGAUUCCCUGCGGCAGACAGGGCAGUCGUCCCACGAUGUCGGUCCGGAUGGCGAAGGCGACGCCCGCGUCUCGUCGCUCUGCCCUGGGUCGGCCACUCCAGAAGAAGGUGUAACCGGCACCCACCUCCUCUAG
Spirometra erinaceieuropaei is the source of this 600-nucleotide messenger RNA. NCBI's taxonomy places the organism in Eukaryota, Metazoa, Platyhelminthes, Cestoda, Diphyllobothriidea, Diphyllobothriidae. The record is from the annotation of a GenBank genome assembly.